Molecule: messenger RNA, 1398 nt
Organism: Colletotrichum karsti
Lineage: Eukaryota; Fungi; Ascomycota; Sordariomycetes; Glomerellales; Glomerellaceae
Product: cation efflux family protein
Exons: 1
Coding region: 1-1398 (465 amino acids)
Biological process (GO): monoatomic cation transport; transmembrane transport
Cellular component (GO): membrane
Molecular function (GO): monoatomic cation transmembrane transporter activity
Source: RefSeq, a predicted model, not a curated record
AUGGAGCCCGACCUCUCGAAGAGUAUCACUAUGCACCCGCAUCCCUUCCGCUUCCACGCGCCCGCACAUCUCGCCAACUCUUCGCGGCACUCGUCCCGGCGUGGCUCAGUGAACCUAAGCAACGAUGAGAUCGCCCCCAAUGCUUCUAGCACCGCCGUGGAGACGGUGAUCCCAGCGAACAACGAGAAGAACGAACCCGUCCCCCGUCACUCUGCCACCGCCACCGAUGUCGAAAGCCAGUCCCGCCCCCCCAGAACAGGCCCCGACUCCGACCCCUACGGUUUGUCCUCCGCCUUCAAGACCCCGGAGGACCUCGCCCAGAUCAAAGCCAACAGCUCCCGCAAGAGGAACCGCAAGGAUGCGAAACGAGGCCCCCGACCCCGUCCCAGAAGGGUCCAGGAGUUCUACGAAACACAGAACGCCGCCAUCGAGCGUAUGCUCAAGUCCGUCGACCAACACGUCGCAGAGGCGCGCCAGGAGGCAGGCGACACCCACCUCCAGUUCAAGAUAGCCGUCUGGGGCUCAUUCGUCGCCAACAUCAUCCUUACCGUCCUUCAGGUCUACGCCGCCGUCACCACCGGAUCUCUGUCCAUCAUUACCACAAUGGCCGACGCAGUAUUCGACCCGCUCAGCAACCUGGCGCUCAUCCUUUCCGCGCACGCCAUCAAAAGCGUCAACCCCCGCCGCUUCCCGGCUGGCAAGGCACGGCUGGAGACCGUAGGCAACGUGAUCUUCUGUUUCCUGAUGAUAUCGGUGUCCAUGAUCAUCAUCGCCUUUGCCGCGCGCGACCUCAGCAACACGAAGCGGGAAGAAGGGGGGGAAGAGACGAACAACUUCCGCCUGGAGCCCAUCAUCGCCGUCAUUGUGGCCUUCGCCACCAAGUUCGCCCUCUUUGUGUACUGCUUUUCUCUGAGGAACCGCUACUCCCAGGUACGCAUCCUGUGGUCCGACCAUCGUAACGACCUGGUCGUCAACGGUUUCGGCAUCCUCACGUCCGUCGGUGGAUCAAAGCUUAAGUGGUGGAUCGACCCAAUGGGCGCCACAAUCUUGUCCUUGAUCAUCACGGCCAUCUGGCUGCGCACCGCUAUUGCCGAGUUUCUGUUGUUGGUGGGCGUUACUGCGUCGGUCGAGACGCAGCAGCUCAUCACGUAUGUUUGUCUGACGCACUCCCCGGCCAUCCAGGGUAUCGACACGGUCCGUGUCUACCAUUCCGGUCCUCGGCUCAUUGCCGAGGUGGACAUCGUGAUGGGCCGCGAGAACACGCUCGCCGAGACGCACGACGUGGCCGAGGCGCUGCAGGUCAAGUUGGAAAGUCUGCCGGACGUGGAGCGGGCCUAUGUACAUAUCGACUACGAGACCACUCACAAACCCGAGCAUACCUUCAAGAAGGACCUGUAG